AUGUCCUACACCGGAUCCGCCAACGACGAUCCAAACGGACCAUCUAGCGCCCCUCUUCCGCCAGCCCACGACCGCGCCGAGCCUGAGCCUGAGCCUACUAGUACCAGAGCGCUCUUCCACUCAACCACCGGCUCGAGCGUCACGCACACCCCAGUCCUCAUGGUCGCCCCAGACGGGCAGCUUCCCGUCAAUAUCUACUCUCACGCAACGAAGGAGCACCAGACGGCGCACAGCUUCAUCGCAUCAGGGACUGCCUCCUCGCUCGUGCAGUACCGGGACCUCAUAGAGGCGCUCGGUAGGGAAUCGCUAAAGGCAGAUACAGUCGAUCCACCUCGUGCAGAGUCGGAGAAGAAGCCAUCCAAGGAGUCGGCGCAGCAGGAUGAGGGAAUUAGCGAGGCCCGUAAACGGAUGUUUCCCUGA
Molecule: messenger RNA, 420 nt
Organism: Cyclocybe aegerita
Lineage: Eukaryota; Fungi; Basidiomycota; Agaricomycetes; Agaricales; Hemipholiotaceae
Source: the annotation of a GenBank genome assembly